Tyto alba (common barn owl) is the source of this 2852-nucleotide messenger RNA. RefSeq names its product nuclear respiratory factor 1 (gene NRF1). The record is from RefSeq and is a predicted model, not a curated record. Gene Ontology annotation, biological process: regulation of transcription by RNA polymerase II. NCBI's taxonomy places the organism in Eukaryota, Metazoa, Chordata, Aves, Strigiformes, Tytonidae. The coding region runs from base 597 to 2315 and encodes 572 amino acids. The transcript has 13 exons. Gene Ontology annotation, molecular function: DNA-binding transcription factor activity, RNA polymerase II-specific; RNA polymerase II cis-regulatory region sequence-specific DNA binding. Gene Ontology annotation, cellular component: nucleus.
AUCUGCAUAUGUCCUGUCUUGUUCCUUCUGCACAGAUUUAUGUUCAUGGUGUGUGUUCCAGUGCCCGGCUGACUACGUAAGACACUACUUUGCUCAGUGGUUUACCACUAGAUGCAUUAAAUAAAUAUGCUUUAUAUUUUGUGCUUGGGUUGUAAUGAUUUUGCCUGCUUCCGGACUCUAACCAAGUAAGGCAACAAAAGUGGUCUGUAGAACACAACUUGCUGCCAGUAAACUUCUGUACCAGCAUCCUCAGUUGUGUCCUGAGCUAUUGAGGUUGGAUGGUUAGAGAUUGUGUGUUGCCCUUGAGCAUCUUCCCUGGAAGCUAGAUCUCAAAGUGGCAAAUAUAAGUUCCAGGUUUGAUCAGGUCUCUUAAUAUGUGUGUAGGUGGGGGGUGGGCAGGGCACAUAAUCUCAAGGCUACAAGGUCCUUAAAGACAUUUCCUCCAGCAAAGAUGACUACCUCUGGGUGCUAUGCCGUGUUGUUUGAAAGUAUGGAUUUUCCAAAGCUCUUAAACUUUUAAGUUUCUCUCCUGGAUCCAGGUGCACUUGUUAUUUCCCCCUCGGAGAAGACCACAGCCACUGGGGGAGUAGCUAUUAAUGGAAGAACACGGAGUGACCCAAACAGAGCACAUGGCCACCAUUGAGGCCCACGCAGUGGCCCAGCAGGUGCAGCAGGUCCAUGUGGCCACCUACACAGAGCACAGCAUGCUGAGUGCGGACGAAGACUCGCCGUCUUCGCCGGAGGACACCUCCUACGAUGACUCUGACAUCCUCAACUCCACGGCUGCCGACGAGGUCACUGCCCACCUGGCUGCGGCAGGCCCUGUGGGGAUGGCAGCAGCUGCUGCUGUGGCAACAGGUAAAAAACGAAAGCGACCACACGUUUUUGAAUCCAACCCAUCGAUCCGCAAGAGACAGCAGACACGUUUGUUGCGGAAGCUCCGAGCCACGCUGGAUGAGUACACCACCAGAGUGGGGCAGCAGGCCAUUGUUCUGUGCAUCUCACCCUCCAAACCCAAUCCUGUCUUUAAAGUAUUCGGUGCUGCACCCUUGGAGAACGUGGUACGCAAGUACAAGAGCAUGAUUCUGGAAGACCUGGAGUCCGCACUAGCGGAGCACGCUCCUGCGCCUCAGGAGGUUAACUCCGAGUUACCACCCCUCACCAUCGACGGCAUUCCCGUCUCGGUGGACAAGAUGACCCAGGCGCAGCUGCGAGCUUUCAUCCCUGAGAUGCUGAAGUAUUCCACGGGCCGUGGGAAACCAGGCUGGGGCAAGGAAAGCUGCAAGCCCAUCUGGUGGCCUGAAGACAUUCCAUGGGCCAACGUUCGCAGCGAUGUCCGCACGGAGGAACAGAAGCAGCGGGUGUCGUGGACCCAAGCGUUGCGGACCAUCGUGAAGAACUGCUACAAGCAGCAUGGGCGUGAAGACCUGCUCUACGCGUUUGAGGACCAGCAGACGCAGCAGCAGACUACGACCACGCACAGUAUAGCGCACCUGGUGCCGUCGCAGACAGUGGUGCAAACCUUCAGUAACCCUGAUGGCACUGUGUCCCUCAUCCAGGUUGGCACUGGUGCAACAGUUGCCACGCUGGCCGAUGCCUCAGAGUUGCCCACCACAGUUACCGUCGCACAAGUCAAUUAUUCUGCAGUGACUGAUGGAGAGGGUCAGCUCUGGGCACAGGAGAAUGAAGCAGUUGCCUUGAACGUCAGACGGCUGGGGAUGGCUAAAGAGCUACAACGAGUGCCAAUUUUGCCUGCGCCCAAGUGCUGGAAAACGAGAUUGUCAGCUGCUGAGGAGUGUGUGAUAGCAGAUGUGGAGCAGAACUGGGCAACGCUACAGGGGGGUGAGAUGACUAUCCAGACGACGCAGGCAUCAGAGGCCACGCAGGCAGUGGCAUCAUUAGCAGAAGCAGCGGUGGCAGCAUCUCAGGAGAUGCAACAAGGAGCAACUGUUACCAUGGCACUCAACAGUGAAGCAGCUGCCCACGCAGUAGCCACGCUUGCUGAAGCCACUCUUCAGGGUGGAGGACAGAUUGUCCUGUCUGGCGAAACUGCAGCAGCAGUAGGAGCACUUACUGGAGUCCAAGAUGCCAAUGGCUUCCUAGCAGCAGACUAUUCAGGUUGCAAGUGGAGCCUAGCAGAGUGUUCAUCAGGUCUCGUCCAGAUCCCCGUCAGCAUGUACCAGACUGUGGUGACCAGCCUGGCCCAAGGCAACGGCCCCGUUCAGGUGGCGAUGGCACCCGUUACCACGAGGAUAGCGGACAGUGCCGUCACCAUGGACGGGCAGGCGGUGGAAGUGGUGACCUUGGAACAGUGACGAUGCCCAGAGCGGGAUCACGGUGAUUUUCCUCGUCUCUUACGCGAAUAAUUUUUUUACGCCUCUCCAGAGAUGCAAUCAGGUGGCAUUGAGUCUCCCAGCUUUGGAAGCAAAGGUUUUGUUAACCUUUUGGGUUUUUUAAAAGGAAAAAAAAAAAAAGAAAAAGAAAAAAAAAAUACUGGCAGAGGAUGUGUGUUAAGUGCAUUUUUAUAGCGCCGCUCUGCUUUCGUAGGAGUGAGAAGCCAAAUUGUGAUGGGACUUUUCAUUUCGAGGAGAUUUAAAAGAAAACAAAGUGAAAUAAAGCAACUCCCCUAGCCCCCAUUCCCCCCCGGCCUGGGAUCGAGCAGGGUGAGGCCUGGGGGGAGCACGGACGCCCUCGGCUGAAACCACUCCAGCAGCAUCGCCGCCGCUCCCAGGCACAGCCCACCGCCGUCCGCACUUGGCAAAUUAGGUUUCAAAAGAUUUUAACGUGGACUUCUAUAUUUAAAAAAUAAGUAAAUAAAUAAAUCCACCAAAAAAAACAACUAACAACCAAAA